AUGAUAUACAAACAGCAACAAGAUGGAUCGUACAAGUUGUUUGCAGAAUGCUUGUUUGAAAACAAGAACGAGACGCAGUACUAUGUUGUGGGAUGGUACGUGGAUUCGGUAUCAACCCCGGUAUAUACGACAGGCAUAUCAAAGGCGGUCGUUGCCGGUUUCAACGCUGUUUCCGUGUCCAAUCUUGUAGCCGCCUAUCGCGCAAAUUCUACGCUAUCUAAAACGUGUGCCAUUAAUCGCAGGUGGAGAUGUUCAGUAACAGUCGUUGAUGCCACCGGAAAAUCUCUUCUGCCUGCCGUAGCAAGCAAGUAUGAGGACAUCAUCAAGAUUGAAACUACAUACGUUACAAUGAACCGAGGAGCCAGUGCGGAAAUCUUCUACACCAUCAACGUCCCUAUCCUGUGUCAACCGGGAACACAAUGUGGAAUCAACGUAAAAGUCUAUGAUGAAAGUGAUGAUUAUAAAUGCGGAAACUCAACGCUGGCCGUGCGGCACAAAAGCAUGUGCGGAGACAUCGUUGCAGGUGCCAAUAAUAUUGCGAGCACCACUGACAGUAUGAACAAGUCGAUAAAGAUUACAACAAAGAACAACAACUGGUUUGUGCUAAAAGACACGUUUACGCUGACCAUGGAGAUAGAAGGCUUUGGAAAGGUGGAUGAAUUCUGGGACAACUGUAAACUUAAUACGAAAAUCAAGGUCGAAAUAGAAACCGAGAUAUGCAAUCGAGGAGGGGCUUGCACAUGUGGUGUGACUGUGAAUGCGGGCAAGGACGUGUUCGCUAUCAACCAUUGUGGUGGUUACCACAUGAUCAAGACGAUCCAGAAUACGGAGAAGAUCAUGAGUGUCAGGGAACAACCCGGGUACAUGCAUACGUUCUACCUGCCACAAGGCACCAUGAUCAACGUAGACUACCAUGUGGGCACUUUCUGGAAGACGAUGAACAUCCAGAUCUUCCCGUCGCCCGACGACAUGGACAACACGGAAGGACUGUGCGGAAACUUUAACAACGACUGGGAGGACGACUUUACCCACAGAGACGGUACUGUAACCGUCGCACAGGGAGAUAGGUACUGGAAUUGGUUCUUCUCGUUCAAAGACCCGGACGAGUUCAGCGAGUCAUGGAGAGAAGAGACUCCUCUGUUGAAAUUGGCCCAAGAGGGAAAGCUUGAUGACGUGCUGAAUCCAUGGGCCGAUGAUUCCAAGUACUGCGUGUGCCCAUUGGUGGGUGGAUCGCGUCAACCAAUGUGCCACAAGAAGGAAGACAAGCAGUGCACAAACUCAAAGUUCUACGCUGGAAAGGAGAAGAUUAUAAUUGAGGAGACGAAGAGGUCCGUGGAUAGUCAGCAUAUGGAUGACCUUGCGGAACGAUUGGGGAUGUUGGGAAGAAUGAGGGAGAUGAACAAACUUCAGCGAAAAAAGAGGGAAGCUGAAGAGUAUACCAAAGCAGAAAUAGACGAUGCAAAAGCUAAAUGCGAGGCUUACCUAAAAGAUGACUGCAUGGACGGAAUAACAAUACUUGGAAAUAAGACAGAGAAAAGUACUCUAGACUGCGCCAGGGAUCUUGUGCUGAAUCCAAACGCAUCGGAUGCCCAACAAGGCAGCUGUCGUGCAGUGAAGACCACCAUAGUCACCACUUUUGUCAAGGACAUAGAGGCGCAGGAUACAUACAAAGAACAAUUCGCAAAGGUCAAGAAAAUGUGUAUCGACGACUGUAACGGAAAUGGGAAAUGCAAUGACAAAGGAGCCUGCGAGUGCGAUGGUGACUACGACCCGCUGACGAACUGCUCACUGAGCCGCAGUCAGAAACCCACCCUGCAGGGCCUGAGUGGAGGAGGGCUCAAGGACGGCAAGUGUGACCGGAAGGCGGCCGGCUGCAACGCGUUCACCAUUGCCACAAGCGGAUGUACAUCACAGAGUACAUGCAAAGCGAAUGUUACCACGCACUACAGUGAUGAAACAAAAACAGUCACAGAAAAGGAGCAACCCUGUACAUGCGUAAACGGUUUUGAUGUCGAAUAUGACGUCAGUGCCAUAACAGGUGCCCGUCGGCGUCGAUCCAGUGACACCGUGCCUCUUGGAACAACGGUUGGCGUUGCAGUCAGCAAUGACGGUAGCACAUACAGCGAAUCAGCGUCCAACGUUGAUAUAAUUCUGGACAGCACUUGCAUAACAAAAGAUGGGACAAAGUUUGUGCUCGCCGCUGGGUACUGUCUCAUUGACGGCGUCUGCCAUGCUGCUGCGGUAACCGAAAAUGAUGGAUGUUAUACCUGUGAUAUGGCCAACAGAUUUGAAUGGACAAUAUCUAAUGAUUACUGUGAGAUCGGUGGUACUUGUUACAAUGAAUCGGAUGCCAAAUCAGCUGCUGAAUCGUGCCUUACGUGUGUGCCAUCAACGAGUCAAACAGAGUUCACCCAGACGGCUGACACCUGUGUCAUCGAUAAUCAAUGUUAUGAUAACAACGGCUUCGAGAUGGGAAUACCCUGUCGGUAUUGCAACACAGAUAUGGACAUUACAUCAUGGACAAUGAAGGACGACACGUGCUUUAUCUCGGGUGGUUGCUAUGACGACAAAGCCGACAAUCCAUUGAACGGCUGUCUGUAUUGUGACUCAGAUGAAUCCAUCAGCGACUGGCAGACUCAUGUGAACAAGACAGAAUGCCUAUCCGAAAAAGACGCGGUGUCCGGAGCUGUCAUCGCGGCUGCUGUAAUCGUCCCCAUUCUGGUGUUAGGAGGAAUCGGUGCGGGAAUACUCAUCUACAAGAAAAUGCAGACGAAAAAGAUUAUGGAUGCAAGAAUGAAAGGAGGUUUAUACGACGAAACACCAAAGAACGGCCAUUUUCGCACACGCGUUACGCCCACUCCCUACGACCCAGUGAUACCGGCGAUGCCCUACAAUAUUCCGAAAGAUGAGAUUAACCCGGACAAACUAAACAGUAGACCGGACAAUCUGUACUCCGACGACCAGACUAGCCAGUCGAUUCAUACGCCUAUUCCGUCGCCCGCCCCCAAGCUUCCGGCGCCUCCCGUGGGAUUCACAUCCCCGGCGCAACCGAUGUCAAGCGCCUCGACAGAGAUGGAGAAAUUUCAGGACGCCGGCCACUACAACACAAUGUUGAGCAUUGCCGACGAAACCAACGCUUAACCUGUGAUGAAACUACCAUAUUUGACUGAACAAUGUAUACUACUUUAAGCAUUUUCUUUUCAUUAUUGAUAAGGGAGUGUUUUUUUUCUACUUUAUAGGUUUGAAAAACUCGUAUGUAGAUAAUUUUGAAAUAGUGUUUCUCGUACACUAUUUAAUAAUCAAACUACAUUGAGAAUUAUUCUUUCUCCCAUUUAUCUUUUUGCGAACACUCACCCAGUAACUGUUAGUGUAUUUGUUGUGAUUGCUUAAAAUCAUAUUACUAUUUAUAUCUCAUACUCCAAAGAUAAUUAGAUAAUGGUUCAUACUUUUAAGAUGGCCCAGUUUAAGGUAAUUCAACUGAUUAUUACGUAUCUAAGCACACAUGUAAACCAAACCAAAGUUUCGUCAUGUUGAAAUUUCAACCAUAAUCUGUCUCACUGAUUUAAUGUAAUAUCUUCCUUCAACUCUUCUAUGCUUUACUCGUUUCUGUAUCGUUUAAAUUGAUAAUCAAACAGGCUGGUCCUGUACUUUUAAGUUUCGUUUUCGAGGAGUGAUGUUCCACAUAUAUUCUUCUAAAGGAAGGACUAGUUUUGAAAUAAAGUCGAUCAACACCUACAUGUAAAUUACAUAGAGGAUCAGAAUAUUUGUUUUUGGAAACAAAAGAGUGUAUCAUUUUUAUAAAGUUGGUGAAAGAAGAUUUACUUUCGAAACGAAAGCCGAUGAAAUAAAUUAGGAAUACGUUAUACUAAAUUUUGAACGACUUCGAUUACUAAUAAAAACUUAGAAUGAGACGUAAUAAGAAAGGCAAAUAACACUUGUAUAAUAUGUGAAGGAUUACAUUUGGACGAACGUCGGUAAUCAAUUCCAUUCGAAAAAAUAAGAAUGCUUUUCUUGGAAAUUUAAGUCGAUUAACACUUUUAAAAAGACGAAAGAUGAAAUGAUAUAUGUUAUAAUAUUAUAUUUGUUUUUCAACAAAUAUUGCUUAACGCUUCAGUAGAAACGUUUCUGGUCAAUGUCCGCACUGGCAAGUUUUAGGAUUUUUUUAAUGAAUUAAACGAAAAAAUAUAUGACUAACCAACCAUACAAACAUUUAAUAAAGGUCAGGAAAACUUGUGUUAAAAUACACUGUUAAGAAUAACCACCUUUUACAGAUUCUUUUACUCAUUUCGAGUCAAUUCAUAUACGGUAUUUUUAUGUCAGUACUAUAUGUUAUUGAAAACAGACAUCAAGUUCUAGCCAUGAGGCGAAUGAAUUGUAAGUUUUGCUCGUGAUAAACCAAGAAUGUUAAGAGUAAGAAACAGCUAUUGCGCCAGUAAUGAAACUUAAGUGUUUGUUAGAAUGCAAUGACUCCUAUGCCACUAUAGUUGACAAAAAAACGUAGAUUAAAAUGUGUGUGACCUUCGUUCUUUUAUUCUGCAAUUGUGAUAUAGCAUAUGAUGAUUUUUCACGCAUGAUAGCAUAAUAAAUACUUUAAGUGGAUGGUGUACGUGAAUUUAGAAACAAAUGCGAAUAUGCAAAACAUAUUAAUUUAUUGCAGCCCAUUUGAUUAAUGAGUUAUGUAAAUUAAACAUAUGUAUGUAUAUCGUCGCUCUAUCAUGUUUUGCCGAGAAUUUUAUAUUGCCUUCAUACCUUUAGCCGUUGGAUACUCACCUAAUAUAUCAAAUUGUGUUUGUGUGUUAAUGUUUUCUCUCAUUCAUUGUUGUGAUAUUUCCAAGUCCCGCGUAAACACCCACACGUUGUUUUCUAAAUUGUAGCAUGGUAAAUAAAAACAACAUGAGCAUGUUCAUACAUUUACUUGAAACAAUGUGUAUAUACGAUCUUUAUGGAAACCAAUCGCAUUCCUAGAUAUGAUUGUAUUUAUUAUGCUACUUCAUAUGAUACUACAUUGUUGUAUUGGGUUGAUUAACUUCUUCUAUAAAUAUUGUUGUACGGAUAAGUGUUUUUAAUUUCUUGAAAACGCAACAUUUUAAUUUGUUUGUAAGCGUAUUUGAAAAGCAGUACUCUGCAGCGGACUUGGAAAUAAAACGACUUCAAAACAAAAUUGUGUAAAUUGUCUGUUACAUUUUCAUAACAUAUCAACCAUCUAUAUUAACUUGAUCACAAUAAAGAUGUUAUGUUAAAACCAAUCAUACACGUGUAACACGAACGAAAAACGACACGUAUAUUCGUGUACUAAGUACUAUCUACAGAUGUCGAAUAAUGAACUGUUUUAUAAUUAU
Messenger RNA from Dreissena polymorpha, 5339 nucleotides. RefSeq lists its product as uncharacterized. The record is from RefSeq and is a predicted model, not a curated record. Lineage: Eukaryota; Metazoa; Mollusca; Bivalvia; Myida; Dreissenidae. The transcript is spliced from 21 exons. The coding region runs from base 1 to 3141 and encodes 1046 amino acids.